Messenger RNA from Anthonomus grandis grandis, 2990 nucleotides. RefSeq names its product open rectifier potassium channel protein 1 (gene Ork1). The coding region runs from base 501 to 2591 and encodes 696 amino acids. Gene Ontology annotation, cellular component: membrane. The transcript has 6 exons. Lineage: Eukaryota; Metazoa; Arthropoda; Insecta; Coleoptera; Curculionidae. Gene Ontology annotation, molecular function: potassium ion leak channel activity. The record is from RefSeq and is a predicted model, not a curated record. Gene Ontology annotation, biological process: stabilization of membrane potential; potassium ion transmembrane transport.
CCCUCCUCGAUAUUGUAUUAUUAGAGAGAAGGAUAAAUGAAACCAUUAAAGUGCGGUUUAGUACCCCAUCGUCGCCCCGGUGGCGACACCACUCGACAAAAUAAAUAUCUAUGAAAAUUUAUUAAAAAAAAAAAAAAACUCUUGGUUUAUUCUUGCUAAUCACUCGAGUGUUUCAAGUACAUUUGUUUAAAAAAUUAUUCGGUUUUUGUGUACCUUUCUGGUUUGUAUUCGUAUAUAGUUUGAUUGAUAUUGAGCCGCGGACCAUUGACAUAAAUUAGAGGAUAAUCGAGACCGCGCCUCUAGAAUUUCAAAUUUUUCGUAACAGUGCCCAUUAUUUGUUGAUAAUGAAUAGUGAUGAUGAAAGAAUGAUGAUGAUAAUACGUGUUGAUCAGUGGAAAAAAUCAUUUUUGUCAUCAUCAGUUGGUGGUCGGACUUUUUAGGAUCAACGUGUUGGUGAAUUUUUGUAUAUAGUAAAAUAUCAGAUCAAGAGGCAUCACAGGAUGUCAAAGAAACAAUGGCUAGUGCUACUGUGUUUAUACGUCAUGUAUUUGUUAGCUGGGGCGGCCAUUUUCUUUUAUGUGGAGGCCAAGGAGGAACAUAGGAUCGCGGUAGCGGAGCAGGAAGAACGAAAAAAAUUAGAAAUUCUACUAAAGGAGCAUUUUCAUGGCAACUACUCAGUAAGAAAAUACCUAUUUUCCAGUUUAUCACAAUAUUGUGGUAAGACUCUGGAUAUCAACAUGAGCGACGACCCAUAUUCGUACAAAUGGGACUUUUACCAUUCACUGUUCUUUGUGAUAACUGUUGUUAGUACCAUAGGUUAUGGCAAUCUGGCCCCAACCACCAUGUUAACCAGGAUUUUUAUGAUUUUUUAUGGCCUAGUUGGUAUACCCAUGAACGGUAUCGUCAUUUACACACUUGGGGAUUUCUUUGGAAAAUCGUUUACCAAAUUGCACCAACGCUGGAAAAACUCCAAAUUGGAAGCGAAAAUUGACUACGAUAUGGCUCGAUUUGGAUUAAUAGGGCAAGUGAUCUUAUACCUGGUGCCCGGAUUCACAUUUUUCAUAUUCCUUCCCUCCACUAUUAUGACUGUAUUCGAAGGAUGGGACUAUGACGUAUCCGUUUAUUAUUCUUUCGUCUCCUUGACUACUAUUGGAUUUGGCGAUAAAGUUGCUGGUGUCUCUGACUCAUAUGGCUUCGGCUUCCUCUACACCGUCUACCAAUUGUUUCUCCUAGUCUGGAUUAUCGGCGGUAUGGGCUACGUGGUCAUGAUACUAAGUUUCAUCACCAAAGGGAUGCACAGCAAACGUAUCAAACAAAUCGAGCAUAUGCUCAGCGAAAACCUGAAAAACACCCCGAGAAAAAUCCGAGGAGAACUCCGCAGCCUGUUGCACGAACUCCUCUUUAUGCGAGUUAAACCAGUUUACAAGGGGGAGUUCGAGUAUGUCCCCUCGGCCAUCGAGCGUAGUCAAAGUUGUCCCGAUCUCACCAUGUACAAGGUGGAAAGCCCCAAGACCAAGCGGAGGCAACGAGCCAUGUCAGAGUGCGCCUCGAGGAUCGUCACUUUGCAACGCGUCCAAAGCGAGAGUGAUCUGCAAAGGAUCGAUAAAGAAAAAACAUUCAUGUCAAAUGAAGAUUUGGUGCAACAAACCGAGCUCCUCUUUAAAGUUUGUAACGCUUUAAGUGAGGAGUCUCUGCACCGCAUCGAUAGCGAUACGGGCGGCGGAGUGCACGGUUUCUCUGAUAAAUCCAUUUUGGCCAGUGAGUUUUAUCCCAUCACCAAAAAACGCAGGGCCAUCAGCGACAUUCGACCUCCGAGCAUGCUAAUGCAAAGGGAAACUGUAAACGGAAACACCUGGUAUGGAGCUGACGCUGACGAAGCCAUUAAUGAAUACAGGAAAAGGCAGCGGGCCAAGUCAGUGUUCGAAUACAAAAAACCGGAGAACCUUUUCAAGAAAAUCAGAAAUCGAUUGCUCUCCCGCGACGAGAGCGGGUUGGAUAUUGAAAAGCAGAAAAUUGCCGAGGCCGCCAAGACAACUCUACCGGAUCCUCCUCCGUACAUUCGUAGAGAUUCGAUCCUCUCCAAGUCACCCCAAGAGGAGAUCCUCGAGCAAACCUCAAUAGCAGACUUUAUUAGGGCCAUUUCGGCCCUCUCCGGACCUGAAAUAACCGACAACAUUUCCCCAAGAAGUAGACGACAAGGAAUAAUAUUGUCACCGUCAUCCAGAAGGGCCUCGUUCGUGCCAGAUUUGGGCCACGCGCAUUUAGGAACCCAGAGACGGUUCUCAUUGAGGCCCGCCGACGAGUCAACAUUAGAUCCGAUAUUAAUAAAAAAGAAGGAGAAAAAACGGAAAAUUUCCUCGGUAUCAUUCCAAAACGAGCGAAGAGGUUCACUGUUUUCCGACGGGACCACCAAUAUACCUCCGACGCUACAGGAAAAUGUUCCAUUUGGCAGCGUGGAUAAUCAGCAAGAACCUCCUCACAGACGGUUCUCGGUGAGACCGGUUAAUUUGAACGCGACGUUGCAAAGUCCAGUACAAAAACAAUUGCAAAAGAGAGAUCGGACUGACAGUACCAGCAGUACUAAUAAGUGAUCCUUAUAAAUAUCAAAAGAGUGAACUGAUAAGAUCGCAGUAGGAUAAUAAUUAUUCACAGGUUGUGAUCAAUAGUGAUCAGCCACAGCAAUCGCACAAAGUAAGAUUUUAUUCGGUUUUGAUUGUAUAACGACUGUAAAAGAAGUCUGAAGCUUCCUUGGUCUAGUAAUUCGAUUGGUAAAAAAUUCCUCAAGAAAAUUUUGUAUAUUUUUAAGGUUAUAAUUACUCAUUCCAAACUCUGUGAUUUAUUUUUAUAAGUUAGUUUUUAGGUUUAGCUUUAAAUCGACUAAUAUGUCUUCCCGAUAAGUAUGUAUAUACAGUAUUAUAAUAGCUUUAGUAAUCAUUAUCAGUCUUUACAAUCAAUAUUUUGUAAAUUACAUAAACUAAGAAAAUACGUCA